Messenger RNA from Rhineura floridana, 4079 nucleotides. It is a transcript of the gene EXT1, whose product is annotated as exostosin glycosyltransferase 1. Gene Ontology annotation, molecular function: glycosyltransferase activity. Gene Ontology annotation, cellular component: membrane. The coding region runs from base 1502 to 3748 and encodes 748 amino acids. NCBI's taxonomy places the organism in Eukaryota, Metazoa, Chordata, Lepidosauria, Squamata, Rhineuridae. The record is from RefSeq and is a predicted model, not a curated record. The transcript is spliced from 11 exons.
GAGAAGACCGCUUGGAUCCUCCUCCUCAAUCAGUGUCACGAUCACAGGAUGGGGAGGGCGGGCAGAUGGCUUGCCUUUUGCACCGACGUGCCCACCAGCAAGCCCUUUCCUCCUCACCCUGCAACUAUCUUUUAACCUUCCCCACGAAGCGACCAGGCGAGCACCUUCCGAGGGCUUUUGCAUUUAAUAUACCGCAAAGCUGUACCCUCCGGCUUGGGGGGUUAUGAAUGGGUGCAGCGGAAGCACCUCCCACUCCGGACGUGACGCCCAGCCAAUCGGCGAGCAGGCUGCGUGGAUGGAUGAGGUCAGCGCCGUGGUGUCGGGGAAUGGAAUGUUGUAAGUGUAAUAUUCAGAACCGGUUAACGUUCGGCGAUCGAAUUCUGCGAUCGGCAACGUUCGAAGAGGAGCAAGCAGCCUCCCUUGCGCGCCCUCCCCUCCGCUUUCCCCCUCUGGGCUUCUGUGGCUCGCCAGUAGCUGAAAUGAAUGGUUGAGAGGGGCGGGGGCUAAGAAGAAGAAAAAGAGGAGGAGGAGGAGGCGGUGGCGAAGGAAGGAAGGAGGAGAAGAGGAGGAGGAGGAUCCUUCGUUGGUUCCAUCCUGGGGGCCAUCCACACUGAGAUCGCCGAGCAGCAUACGGAGCCCCCGAGCCAUGGAGCCGCUGCAAAAAGGAAGGAAAGAGAAAUGCAGGGAUUCGUAAGGUUACGGCGCUCGGGCUGGAAGAUGUAAUCCCGGAUGGUGCUAACACCGUGAACCGGGGCGGGCUGUUGCUGCUGCUGCUGCUGCUGCUGGAUACCGACUUGCUCUGAAGCCGGGUGCAUCGGUCUCUCUCUCUUUCUCCCUCUCUCUCUCCCCCCCUUCCUGGUUUGUGUUUUGUUUUUUUAAACAUUGCAGGAAUGUUUUGUAUGAGUUGAAGUUGCCGCUGCUGCUGGUACACCUUGAUCAUCUGCAAACACCGGCUCAGUGUAUGUGCGAGUGUAUGAGAAGGAGGGAGGAAGAGAGAGAGAGAGAGAGAGAGAGAGAGAGGGCGGGACAAAUUUCUCAGUCUUGCAACAGCAGAUUGGAGGGCGAAAGGGAGCUGGACUCGGUGGUUUCAUUUUGUCAGACCUGGUCCUCUUCUUCCUCGCUCCUUCCUCGCCGUCUGCAUGCGGGAGAAUUCCUCGCCUCCCUUUGCCAAGCCGCGCUGGGCGUGAUUCUUCUCUGCCUGCCGCUGUCUGCCUUCCCUUCUCUCGGUCUUCCCCGCUUCCUCUCUCUCUCGCUACCCCCUCCCCCCAAAUCCUCUAUUGUGCGAGCCAAAGAUGAAAGACAGGAGGGGAGAAAGUUAAAGAAAUCGCCCACAUGCGCUGCAUCAGUCCAAGGCUUUGGGAAAGGAAUAAAGAGAAGGUGGGAGAAGAGAGUUUAAAGUCUUUGCAGGCGGGAAGAUGGCGGACUCAAGCUGAAAGUGUCGAUUGGCAAACUUGGGCGAUCUUUGUGUUUAUUUACAAUCAUCUUGACCCAGAUAGGACACAUGCAGGCCAAAAAACGCUAUUUCAUCCUGCUCUCCGCCGGCACUUUCGUCGUCCUUCUCUUUUACUUCGGAGGCGUGCAGUUCAAAGCAUCCAGGAACCAAAGCAGGCGGGAGGCGCACAGUAGCGGCGGCAGGAAUGGCUUGCAGCACACCAGCCCUGAGCACUACUGGCCCCGAUUCCCGGACGCUCUGCGCCCCUUCGUUCCUUGGGACCAGCUGGAGAACGAGGAGUACAAUGCGCACACUUACCCCUGGCAGAAGCGCGACGCCAACGCCAGCGUCUACAAAGGCAAGAAGUGCCGCAUGGAGUCUUGCUUCGAUUUCGCCCGGUGCAAGAAGAACGGCUUCAAGGUUUACGUCUACCCGCAGCAGAAAGGGGAGAAAAUAGCAGAAAGUUACCAAAACAUCCUCGCGGCCAUUGAAAGCUCCCGGUUUUAUACUUCCGAUCCCAGCCAAGCUUGCCUGUUUGUCCUGGGCUUGGAUACCUUAGACAGAGACCAGCUGUCCCCUCAGUACGUGCACAGCCUGAGGUCCAAAGUGCAGAACCUCCACUUGUGGAACAACGGUAGGAAUCAUUUAGUUUUUAAUUUAUAUUCCGGCACCUGGCCUGACUACACCGAGGACGUGGGGUUCGACAUCGGCCAGGCCAUGUUGGCCAAAGCCAGCAUCAGUACUGAAAACUUCCGGCCGAAGUUUGACGUUUCUAUCCCGCUCUUUUCUAAGGAUCACCCGAGGACAGGAGGGGAAAAGGGCUUCCUGCGGUUUAACACCAUUCCUCCGCUCAGGAAGUACAUGUUGGUAUUCAAGGGGAAAAGGUACCUGACUGGGAUAGGGUCCGACACCAGGAAUGCCUUAUAUCAUGUCCAUAAUGGGGAGGAUGUUGUCCUCUUGACCACCUGCAAGCAUGGUAAAGACUGGCAAAAGCACAAGGAUUCACGGUGCGAUAGAGACAACGCAGAGUAUGAGAAGUAUGAUUAUCGUGAAAUGCUGCACAAUGCCACUUUCUGUCUGGUCCCCCGUGGCCGGAGGCUUGGAUCCUUCAGGUUCCUGGAGGCCCUGCAGGCUGCCUGUGUUCCUGUGAUGCUCAGCAACGGAUGGGAGUUGCCAUUCUCUGAAGUGAUUGAUUGGAAUCAAGCUGCCGUCAUAGGGGAUGAGAGAUUGUUAUUACAGAUCCCUUCCACAAUCAGGUCUAUCCAUCAGGAUAAAAUCCUAGCACUUAGACAGCAGACACAGUUCUUGUGGGAGGCUUAUUUUUCUUCGGUUGAGAAGAUUGUAUUGACCACACUAGAGAUUAUUCAAGACAGAAUAUUUAAGCACAUAUCACGUAACAGCUUAAUAUGGAAUAAACACCCCGGAGGUUUAUUUGUACUGCCACAGUAUUCAUCAUAUCUGGGAGAUUUUCCUUACUAUUAUGCUAAUCUAGGUGUCAAGCCCCCAUCCAAAUUCACUGCUGUUAUCCAUGCAGUUACUCCUUUAGUUUCUCAGUCUCAACCUGUGCUGAAACUCCUGGUUGCUGUAGCCAAAUCCCAGUACUGUGCCCAGAUCAUUGUCUUAUGGAAUUGUGAUAAGCCCCUUCCUGCCAAGCACCGUUGGCCUGCCACUGCUGUGCCUGUCAUUGUCAUUGAAGGAGAGAGCAAGGUUAUGAGCAGUCGUUUCCUGCCCUACGAGAACAUUGUCACAGAUGUUGUUCUAAGCCUCGAUGAGGAUACGGUGCUUUCAACCACUGAGGUGGAUUUUGCCUUUACGGUUUGGCAGAGCUUCCCAGAGAGGAUUGUAGGCUACCCUGCCCGCAGCCAUUUUUGGGACAACACCAAGGAGAGGUGGGGCUACACAUCUAAAUGGACUAAUGACUAUUCCAUGGUAUUGACCGGAGCUGCUAUUUACCACAAAUAUUAUCACUACCUGUACACUCAUUUCUUGCCUGCCAGCCUGAAGAACAUGGUGGACCAACUGGCCAAUUGUGAGGACAUUUUGAUGAACUUUUUAGUGUCCGCUGUGACAAAAUUGCCUCCAAUCAAAGUAACACAGAAAAAACAAUAUAAGGAAACCAUGAUGGGACAGACUUCCAGGGCUUCUCGGUGGGCUGACCCAGACCACUUUGCUCAGCGGCAGAGCUGCAUGAACACUUUUGCCAGCUGGUUUGGCUAUAUGCCGCUGAUCCAUUCUCAGAUGAGGCUCGAUCCUGUGCUCUUUAAAGAUCAAGUCUCCAUCCUGAGGAAGAAAUAUCGAGACAUUGAACGACUUUGAGGAGCCCUGCUUAAAGGGGGGAGGGAGAGGGGGGAUCCGGACUGUUCGGGUGGCCCAGCACAAACCCACUGACUCGUGGAGCCAGACUGAACCAAGAACAAAACAGAAACACAAAAUGCAAACUCUUUUAACUUGCCAAUGGAAAAGCCAACUAGCGCUGGCUCCAAAGGGAAACCUCCUUGUGUUGGACUUCUUCAAAGCCACCUCACCGGCUGCAGGUUGCUCAAGACUAGGCUGUGUACAGUUUCAUUAUGGAACAUUAAAUAAUUAUUUUUUGAAAUGAUUGCUAUGCAGGUUUAAACUUUUUUAAUGAUAAAAACCCUAUUAAAAA